AUGCCUAACGGUAGUGGUCACGAUGUUCGUUUGACAGAAUUUGCUCAGCGUCCAGGUGAAGGUCGUUUGGGUAAAUCAAUACGCGUUCGCUCAAAUUUCUUUGAAGUAUUAUCACUUCCUCAACAAAACAUUAUUCACUAUGACGUCACCAUAACUCCUGAUGUGCCACCCGCUUUGAAUAGAAAGAUUUAUGAAGUAUUUGAAAAAGAGAAUUUGGUCUCGGCUCUUCAAAAUAUUCGACGUAAAAACGUUUUCGCUUCUCGACUUUUACCAUUUGGCGAUGCGGCUACAUUUGAAGUCUCGCUACCGGAAGAUGAUGGUACCACAUCCGCUAGACGAGCUCCUAGAGCUUUCAGAAUCAAAAUGAAGAGAGCUGGCGAAAUCAUUAUGAACGAACUGCGUCAUUUCCUUGAAGGCCAAGGCGUACUCUCCCCAAACAGUUUGGCUGCAAUCAUGGCUCUUGACGUGCUUAUUCGUCACCUUCCAUCAAUGAAAAAUAUUACCGUUGGCCGUUCGUUUUUUACAAGGUCAGGAACCACCGCUCUGACUGGAGGUGUCGAAGUUUGGCAAGGCUAUUAUCAAUCAGCUCGUCCCACAAAAGGGAAAAUGUUAAUUAACGUUGAUUUGAGCGCGACCGUCUUCUAUGAAGCAGGCUCAUUAGUAACAAUGGUUGUAAAGAUAUUAGGACGCCGUUCUGUUGACGAUCUCCACAGAGGAAUAACCGAUAAAGAUCGCUUCAAAUUAGAAAAAGCUUUAAAGAACCUAAAGAUUAGAGUUAUUCAUCGAGGCGAAGAAACAUCUAAACGUCGGUUUAAAAUAAAUAAGGUCACACCCACCCCUGCAAGUCAAACCAGAUUCGAUAUGGGUGAUGGUCAGACUGUGGACGUCGCAGCUUAUUUUUUUAGAACUUACAAUCAUAAAUUAACUUAUCCGCAUCUUCCAUGCGUUGUUGUGAAAAAAGAUGUUUUUCUCCCUUUGGAAGUUUGUGAAGUUAUUGAGGGUCAACGUUAUACCCGCAAGCUCAGCGAAAAACAAACUGCUGAUAUGAUUAGAUUUACUUGUCAGCCCCCUCAUAUGCGUGCUAAUAAAAUUAAACAAGGUAUCGAAAUUCUUAACUAUCGCGGUAACGAAUAUCUCCAACAAUUUGGUGUGACUGCACCUGCGCGUGUUAUUCCUACACCCACACUUCAAUACCAUCCUUCUUCCCGUGAAGCGAUAAUCGUUCCACGUGAGGGUUCUUGGAAUUUGAAAGACAAAAAAGUUGCUCAAGGAGCUACGCUUGGUUCGUGGUCGGUAAUCACCUUUGGAACUGAUCAUGAAUUUCCUCUUCAAUCUGUUCAAGCAUUUUUACGUGAACUAAUUCUCACAUGUCAAGAUAAUGGAAUGAACAUUCCAAAUAAAACACCACCAAUUAUGCAUGCCAAUCCACAAGGUGACGUCGAAUCCGCUCUUAAAACAGCAUGGCUUCGCGCCGGUAACGCGGCUAAGGCACAACCACAACUUAUCGUAUGUAUUCUUCCAAACACUGGAGUCCCUCUCUACGCGGAGAUAAAGCGUGUUACCGAUACCGUGAUCGGAAUUGCCAGCCAAUGUAUACAAAGUCGACACAUGAUGCAAGCUAAGAAGCAAUAUUGCGCGAAUGUUUGUCUUAAAAUUAAUGUCAAGCUCGGCGGUAUGAACGUUUUUAUUAGCCCUACACAAAUUCCUUUUAUUACCGAUCGUCCGACAAUUCUUAUGGGCGCUGAUAUCUCCCAUCCUUCACCUGGUGAUCGUGCCCGUCCAUCUGUUGCCGCUAUUUGUGCAUCUUUAGAUGCUAAAGCAUCUCGUUACUCUGCAGCAAUUCGUGUUCAAAUGGGACGUACUGAAAUAAUUGCUGAUUUAGCAAAUAUGGUCAAAGACCUGUUAAGAAACUUUUAUCAAACCUGUGGUAGAAAACCAGAACGAAUUCUCUUUUAUCGAGAUGGUGUCUCUGAAGGGCAGUUCGCUCAGGUUCUCGAGGGAGAAAUUAACGCAGUCAGAGCUGCAUGUUCAUCACUUAACGAAUCAUAUAAGCCAACCAUUACUUUUGUUGUGGUCCAAAAACGUCACCGCACGCGUCUCUUCCCUAUGGACAAAAAAGACGCAGAUAGAACUGGCAAUUGUCUUCCUGGCACGGUGGUUGAAUCAGUGAUCACACAUCCAUUUGAAUUCGAUUUUUGUAAUCACGCGGGGUUGCAAGGAACAUCACGUCCAACACAUUACCACGUUUUAUAUGAUGAAAAUAGUUUCACCACUGACGGCCUUCAAGCGUUAUCUUAUAACUUGUGCUAUAUUUACGCACGUUGUACUCGAGCUGUGUCUUUAAUUCCACCAGUCUAUUACGCGCAUAUCGUUUGUAGACGUGCAAGAUUCCAUUCCCGUGGAGAGCAAUGGAGUGAUACUGAAUCUAUGGAAGAAAUUCCGGGACAAGUUUCUACUUUUGGUGUUGUAAAACCUGAAUUGGUUAGAACUAUGUAUUUUAUGUAG
Molecule: messenger RNA, 2505 nt
Organism: Cetraspora pellucida
Lineage: Eukaryota; Fungi; Glomeromycota; Glomeromycetes; Diversisporales; Gigasporaceae
Source: the annotation of a GenBank genome assembly